AUCAAUAUCUACCAACCCAUCAACAACUACUGUACCAACAUUUACCACUCUGUCAACAACAACUGUGCCAACCUCAACAUCAACUUCACCAACUCCUACCACUCUACCACAACUGCCACACCAACCACAACAGCAAUUGCACCAACAUCUACCACUCCAUCAACAUCAACUGCACCAACAUCUACCACUCUACCAACAACUGCUACACCAACCUCAACAACAACUGCACCAACAUCUACCAAUCUGCCAACAACUGCUGCACCAACCUUAACAUCAACUUCAUCAACAUCUACCACUCCAUCAACAACAACUGCACUAACCUCAACUGCAUCAACAUCUACCACUCCAUCAACAACAACUGUACCGACAUUUACCACUCUGUCAAUAACAACUGCACCAACAUUUACCACUCUACCAACAACUGCUGAACCAAUUUUAACAACUACUGUACCAACAUUUACAACUCUGUCAACAACAACUGUGCCAACCUCAACAUCAACUGCACCAACACCUACCACUGUACCAACAACUGCUGCACCAAACUCAACAUCAACUGCACCAACAACUACCACUCCAUCAACAACAACUAUACCAACAUCUACCACUCUAUCAACAACUGCACCAACAUCUACCACUCCAUCAACAACAACUGCACCAACAUUUACCACUCCAUUAACAACAACUGCUGCACAAACAUCAACUUCACCAACAUCUGCUGCACCAACCGCAACAGCAACUGCACCAACAUCUACCACUCCAUCAACAUCAACUGCACCAACAUCUACCACUCUACCAACAACUGCUACACCAACCUCAACAACAACUGCAACCACAUUUACCAAUCUGCCAACAACUGCUGCACCAACCUUAACAUCAACUUCAUCAACAUCUACCACUCCAUCAACAACAACUGCACUAACCUCAACCUCAACUGCAUCAACAUCUACCACACCAUCAACAACAACUGUACCGACAUUUACCACUCUGUCAAUAACAACUGCACCAACAUUUACCACUCCAUCACCAACUACUGCACCAACAUUUACCACUCUAACAACAACUGCUGCACCAACCUCAACAUCAAAUGCAUCAGCAUCUACCACUCUGCCAACAACUGGUGCAUCAACCUCAACAACAACUGCACCAACAUCUACCACUUUACCAACAACUUCUGCACCAACUUUAAAAUCAACUGCACCAACAUCUACCACUUUACCAACAACAGCUGCACCAACCUCAACAACAACUGCACCAACCUCUAACCACUCCAUCAACGGCAACUGUACCAACAGUUACAACUCUGUCAACAACAACAACUACACCAUCAUUUACCACUCUACCGACAACAUCUACCACUCUGCCAACAACUGGUGCAUCAACCUCAACAACAACUGCACCAACAUCUACCACUUUACCAACAACUUCUGCACCAACUUUAAAAUCAACUGCACCAACAUCUACCACUUUACCAACAACAGCUGCACCAACCUCAACAACAACUGCACCAACAUCUACCACUCCAUCAACGGCAACUGUACCAACAGUUACAACUCUGUCAACAACAACAACUACACCAUCAUUUACCACUCUACCGACAACAACUGUACCAACAUUUACCACUCUACCGACAAGUGCUUCACCAACCUCAACAACAACUGUGCCAACAUUUACCACUCUAUCAACAACUGCUGCAUCAACCUUAACAUCAACUUCAUCAACAUCUACCACUCCAUCAACAACAACUGCACUAACUCAACAUCAAUUGAAUCAUAUCUACCAACCCCAUCAACAACUACUGUACCAACAUUUACCACUCUGUCAACAACAACUGUGCCAACCUCAACAUCAACUUCACCAACUCCUACCACUCUACCAACAACUGCCACACCAACCACAACAGCAAUUUCACCAACAUCUACCACUCCAUCAACAUCAACUGCACCAACAUCUACCACUCUACCAACAACUGCUACACCAACCUCAACAACAACUGCACCAACAUCUACCAAUCUGCCAACAACUGCUGCACCAACCUUAACAUCAACUUCAUCAACAUCUACCACUCCAUCAACAACAACUGCACUAACCUCAACCUCAACUGCAUCAACAUCUACCACUCCAUCAACAACAACUGUACCGACAUUUACCACUCUGUCAAUAACAACUGCACCAACAUUUACCACUCUACCAACAACUGCUGAACCAAUUUUAACAACUACUGUACCAACAUUUACCACUCUGUCAACAACAACUGUGCCAACCUCAACAUCAACUGCACCAACACCUACCACUCUACCAACACCUUUUGCACCAAACUCAACAUCAGCUGCAUCAACAACUACCACUCCAUCAACAACAACUAUACCAACAUCUACCACUCUAUCAACAACUGCACCAACAUCUACCACUCCAUCAACAACAACUGCACCAACUUCUACCACUCUAGCAACAACUGCUGCACCCACCUCAACAACAACUGCACCCACAUUUACCACUCCAUUAACAACAACUGCUGCACGAACAUCAACUUCACCAACCUCAACAGCAAUUGCACCAACAUCUACCACUCCAUCAACAUCAACUGCACCAACAUCUACCACUCUACCAACAACUGCUGUACCAACUUCUACUAAUCUAGCAACAACUGCUGCACCCACCUCAACAACAACUGCACCCACAUUUACCACUCCAUUAACAACAACUGCUGCACAAACAUUAACUGCACCAACCUCAACAGCAAUUGCACCAACAUCUACCACUCCAUCAACAUCAACUGCACCAACAUCUACCACUCUACCAACAACUGCUGCACCAAACCUCAACAACAACUGCAACAACAUCUACCACUCUGCCAACAACUGCUCCAACAUCAACAUCUACCAAUCUACCAACAACUGCUGCAACAACCUCAACAUCAACUGCACCAACAUCUACCACUCUACCAACAACUGCUGCACCAACAUCUACAACUCUACCAACAACUGCUGCACCAACCUCAACAACAACUGUACAAACAUCCACCACUCUAUCAGCAACUGCACACCAACAUCAACAUCUACCAAUCUACCAACAACUGCUGCAACAACCUCAACAUCAAACGCACCAACAUCUACCACUCUACCAGCAACUGAUGCACCAACUUCAAUAACAAAUGUACCGACAUUUACCUCUCUGUCAACAACAACUGCACCAACAUUUACCACUCUACCAACAACUGCUGCACUAACUUCAACAACUAUUGUGCCAACAUUUACCACUGUACCAACAACAACUGUGCCAACAUCUACCACGCCAUCAACAACUGCUGCACCAACUUUAACAUCAGCUGCACCAACAUAUUCCACUCCAUCAUCAGCAACUGCACCAACCUCAACAUCAACUGCACCAACAUCUAUUACUCUACCAACAACUGCUGCACAAACCUCAACAACAACUGCACCAACAUCUACCAAUCUGCCAACAACUGCUGCACCAACCUUAACAUCAACUUCAUCAAACAUCUACCACUCCAUCAACAACAACUGCACUAACCUCAACCUCAACUGCAUCAACAUCUACCACUCCAUCAACAACAACUGUACCGACAUUUACCACUCUGUCAAUAACAACUGCACCAACAUUUACCACUCUACCAACAGCUGCUGAACCAAUUUUAACAACUUCUGUACCAACAUUUACCACUCUGUCAACAACAACUGUGCCAACCUCAACAUCAACUGCACCAACACCUACCACUCUACCAACACCUUUUGCACCAAACUCAACAUCAGCUGCAU
Molecule: messenger RNA, 3776 nt
Organism: Cyprinus carpio (common carp)
Lineage: Eukaryota; Metazoa; Chordata; Actinopteri; Cypriniformes; Cyprinidae
Product: mucin-5AC-like
Source: RefSeq, a predicted model, not a curated record